This is a messenger RNA of Ictalurus punctatus (channel catfish), 2322 nucleotides long. RefSeq names its product synaptosome associated protein 25a (gene snap25a). Gene Ontology annotation, biological process: synaptic vesicle priming; synaptic vesicle fusion to presynaptic active zone membrane; exocytosis. NCBI's taxonomy places the organism in Eukaryota, Metazoa, Chordata, Actinopteri, Siluriformes, Ictaluridae. Gene Ontology annotation, molecular function: SNAP receptor activity; syntaxin-1 binding; voltage-gated potassium channel activity. The transcript is spliced from 8 exons. The record is from RefSeq and is a predicted model, not a curated record. Gene Ontology annotation, cellular component: plasma membrane; synaptobrevin 2-SNAP-25-syntaxin-1a-complexin I complex. The coding region runs from base 216 to 830 and encodes 204 amino acids.
AAAGGCGCUGACGUCAAAGCGGCGGCCAUGUUUGGCGCGGGCAGAGCGGGUCUCCAUUGAAGAAGAAGCUGCAGUAAAGCCACGCAGUACCAGCAGGAGCGGGUUUCAAAGCGGUCAGCUGCUGAAUAGUGCACAUCAUCAGCUCUCCCCAUUCUCCCUGUAGGACCCACACUUCCCAGUUGGAGGCCAGCUCCACCAACUCCACCCCAACAGCCAUGGCAGAUGACUCAGACAUGCGCAAUGAGCUCUCGGACAUGCAGCAGCGUGCCGACCAGCUGGGCGAUGAGUCACUGGAAAGCACUCGUCGCAUGCUGCAGCUGGUGGAAGAGAGUAAAGAUGCUGGUAUCAGGACUUUGGUUAUGCUGGAUGAGCAAGGAGAACAACUCGAUCGUGUUGAAGAUGGCAUGAACCAUAUCAACCAAGACAUGAAGGAGGCCGAGAAAAAUUUAAAAGAUUUAGGGAAAUGCUGUGGCCUUUUCAUAUGUCCGUGUAACAAAAUGAAGAGUGGGGGAAGCAAGGCCUGGGGCAACAACCAGGAUGGUGUGGUGAACAGCCAGCCUGCCCGUGUUGUUGAUGAGCGGGAACAGAUGGCCAUCAGUGGAGGUUUCAUCCGCAGGGUAACAGAUGAUGCCCGGGAAAAUGAGAUGGAUGAGAACUUGGAGCAGGUGGGAGGCAUCAUUGGUAACCUGCGCCACAUGGCUCUUGACAUGGGUAAUGAGAUUGACACCCAGAAUCGCCAAAUUGACAGGAUCAUGGACAAGGCUGAGUCCAACAAGACCAGGAUUGAUGAAGCUAACCAGAGGGCCACAAAGAUGCUUGGCAGCGGAUAAGCGCCUGAAUUGCCUGCUUUUACUAACCGUGCAGUUUGUCAAAAGGCGCAAACAUGCUUUUAUCUUGGUAUUUACCUUCUAGGUUUGCACACAUGCACAUAUCACUCCUACAUUGUAAAUGUUGUUCUGUGUGCUGUCUGUCGGCUUUUUCAAUGAUAGUCCUCGUAAAAUGAUUUCUUAUACUCUGUAUCAUUCUUUCCAAAGGUUGUAUAUAGUGCUGGCUCGAUGGCUCUAGCUCACUUGUGAUGUUUUUAUUCUUUUUUUUGUCACCUAUAUAUGUAUAUGUAUAUAUGUAUACAUAUACACAGGCUUAUAUAUAUAUGUAUACAUAUAUUAUAUAUAUAUAUAUAUUUAUGAUAUAUGAUAUAAACCUCUUUACUGGAUGAAAUAUAUAAUAGGAAUGCUCUACAAACUGUUUUUCCUUUUCAGUAUCUCAGUAUCGUCUUAGUAAAACUGUGCCAUUUCAUUAGGCUACUGUCAUGCUCCUUAUUUUGAUGUUGUCAUGGCAAAUGAUGAAUGGGUAAAAGAUGAUUAAUUAUAUGACAGUGAUACCAAUGCAAAAGCACUUACAGUAUCCUUCCUUGGUUCAUUUUCCUCAUCAUAAACAUAAUCAGUUACUGUUUAGACAAAGUGCAACUAGAUUCUGUAGCUGUAAUAGACAUUGCAUUCCAAGUGGUGUGAAUUGUGCAUUAUGCAUGACGAAUAGUAGAUUUUAGAGUCUUAUAAAUAAAACUUGUCUUAAAAAUAUAUUAAAAAAAACAAACAAACAUGGCAGUAGCAAAAAUUGACAAAAGCAUGCUCAGUAUUAGGACACAGUUGAACGUUCCAUAUUCCUGCAAGUUUGCAAUAGUGCUCUCUUUCUGUCAAUAUAUAUUUACAGACUGUGAUCAUUGAUGUAACAUAAUGCAACUUGACCGAAAGAAGAACUGUAACAGACAUGACAAAAAUGAUGGUUCUGCAAAAAUGACCUGUUUUCUAAAUGAUUAUGCAGCCUGGAAAAGAUAAUGACUGAAGUGUUGAAUGGUGGAGAGUUGUUUUCUGUAUCAUAGGUUUUGGAUGCUCUGAGAAAAAAAAUAAUAAAUAAACAAAUAUUUGCAAUGUAAAGCAAAGAUGCAUAUUUCUGAGAGAUCUUACUUUUAUAAGAAGACUGUAUCCUGUUAUCCUGUUCCCUGUGUGGUUUGUUAUUGGUUAAAAAAAAAAGAAAAAGAAAAAAAAAAAAGAAAGAAAAUAAUCCGUGACAAAAAAGAGGUUUUUGUUGCUUCUGUACUUUAGAGCUAUGCACACCAAAUUGCUACGAUGUUGACUAGUCUGUAUAAAAAGACAAAUAAAUACCUUACCUGAAUGACACAUAGGUUAAACUGUGAGACUGGUAUCCUCAAUGCAUGUAAUAUUAAAAACUCCCACUGUAUCUUGUCAGUCUGUGACGUGGUUGACAUUUUGUAGCUAGGUGAAUUAAUUAAAAUGAAUAUAACCCCUCCUGUAUGGGUUGUCA